Polyodon spathula (Mississippi paddlefish) is the source of this 6027-nucleotide messenger RNA. It is a transcript of the gene klc1a, whose product is annotated as kinesin light chain 1a. Gene Ontology annotation, cellular component: membrane-bounded organelle; cytoplasm; kinesin complex. Gene Ontology annotation, molecular function: kinesin binding. Lineage: Eukaryota; Metazoa; Chordata; Actinopteri; Acipenseriformes; Polyodontidae. Gene Ontology annotation, biological process: axo-dendritic transport. The record is from RefSeq and is a predicted model, not a curated record. The coding region runs from base 471 to 2384 and encodes 637 amino acids. The transcript is spliced from 16 exons.
GAAACGCCAUUUUCAUAGGGAGGAAUAGAGAGCGAGUGAGAGCUGCUGUCAGGGGCUCAGUGAUGCGCUCUCAAUGCGUUAUUUACUAGCAAACACCCUUUGCACAUUCGGGCUCUGAAUUGACAGAGCAACGUGUCAAACUGCAGCCACGCUUACCUAAGAAGUAUGCGUUAAGUUAGCUUGUGGCGGGGUUAUUUUAUUUUAUUUUAAUGACAUUGAUCGCGAACUGGGUGCUGUGAGACCGGUGGAGUUUUAAAACUGAAAGCGGAGGCGGGCGUUCUUUAGUCUGUGCCGGGUGUCGGCCUUGAAAUCGAAAUAAUAUCAAAAAACCCGUGGAGAGAUAUUCAUUCAUCUUAUCUGCCAUCAAAAAAACUUGAGACCAGGGAGGAAGUUGCUGGUGAAACAGUUCCCCGAAGAAUCUGGAUGUUCGUUAUUGCAGCGGUAAAUAUUGGAAUAUGUGUGAUUCAUGAAUGUAUGAAAACAUGUCCACCAUGGUGUACUCGAAGGAGGACAAGAUGGAGAAGCUGUCCCAGGACGAGAUCAUCUCCAAGACGAAGCAGGUGAUCCAUGGUCUGGACGCCCUGAAGAACGAACACAACUCCAUCCUGCAGAGCCUGCUGGAGACACUCAGGUGCCUGAAGAAGGAUGAGGAGACCAACCUGGUGGAGGAGAAAUCCAGCAUGAUCCGCAAGUCCCUGGAGAUGCUGGAGCUGGGGCUCAGCGAGGCGCAGGUGAUGAUGUCUCUCUCUGGCCACUUGGGCGCGGUGGAGUCAGAGAAGCAGAAGCUGCGUGCCCAGGUGCGGCGGCUGUGCCAGGAGAACCAGUGGCUGCGGGACGAGCUGGCCAACACCCAGCAGAAACUCCAGAGGAGCGAGCAGAGUGUGGCCCAGCUGGAGGAGGAGAAGAAGCACCUGGAGUUCAUGAACCAGCUCAAGAAAUACGACGAGGACAUCUCUCCAUCGGAGGACAAAGACUCUGAUUCCUCCAAAGAACCGCUGGACGACCUCUUCCCCAAUGACGAGGAUGAUCAAGGACAAGGAAUUCAGCCGCACAACAGCAGUGCAGCUACAGCAUUGCAACAAGGAGGCUAUGAGAUCCCUGCCAGAUUGAGGACGCUGCACAACCUGGUCAUUCAGUAUGCGUCCCAGGGCAGGUAUGAAGUAGCCGUGCCGCUGUGCAAACAGGCGCUCGAGGAUCUGGAGAAAACAUCUGGGCACGAUCACCCCGACGUCGCCACCAUGCUCAAUAUCCUCGCCCUGGUGUACAGGGAUCAGAACAAAUACAAAGAAGCUGCAAAUUUGCUUAACGAUGCCUUGUCUAUUCGGGAGAAGACAUUAGGAAAAGACCAUCCAGCGGUGGCGGCUACUCUAAAUAACCUUGCAGUGCUUUAUGGGAAGAGAGGGAAGUACAAAGAAGCAGAGCCACUGUGCAAGAGGGCCUUGGAAAUCCGAGAAAAGGUUCUAGGCAAAGACCAUCCGGAUGUUGCUAAGCAACUGAACAACUUGGCUUUGCUAUGCCAGAACCAGGGCAAAUACGAAGAAGUAGAGUAUUACUACCAGCGUGCACUAGAAAUCUAUCAGACCAAGUUAGGACCCGAUGACCCUAAUGUGGCAAAAACAAAGAACAACUUGGCCUCUUGCUACCUCAAGCAAGGCAAAUUUAAGCAGGCAGAAACGCUAUACAAAGAGAUCCUCACGAGAGCUCACGAGAGGGAGUUUGGAUCAGUAGAUGAUGAAAAUAAACCCAUCUGGAUGCAUGCUGAAGAAAGAGAAGAAUGUAAGGGCAAACAGAAGGAUGGCUCAUUGUUUGGGGAGUAUGGCGGUUGGUAUAAAGCUUGUAAGGUGGACAGUCCCACUGUGACCACCACUCUGAAGAACCUGGGGGCACUUUACAGACGUCAAGGCAAGUUUGAGGCGGCUGAGACGUUGGAGGAGGCAGCGAUGAGAUCUCGAAAGCAGGGUCUUGAUAAUGCCCACAAACAGCGAGUGGCUGAAGUGUUAAAUGACCCAGAGAGCAUUGAGAAGAGGCGAAGCCGGGAGAGCCUCACCAUGGACGUGGUCAAGUACGAGAGCGGGCCUGACGGAGGGGAGGAAGUGAGUAUGAGCGUGGAGUGGAACGGGGACGGCACAGGAUCCCUGAAACGCAGCGGCUCCUUCAGCAAACUGCGCGCCUCGAUUAGACGCAGCAGUGAAAAACUGGUUAGAAAGCUGAAAGGAGGAGGUUCACGGGACACUGAGCCAAAGAACCCGGGCAUGAAGCGUGCCAGUUCUUUGAAUGUUCUUAACAUGGGUGACAAGGCUACUGAAGAAUCUUUUCAAGAACGAAAUAAUAGUCUGACUGACUCGCGAGGUCUGAGUGCCAGCCAUACUGACCUGGCGCAGUGAGGACCCUGGACUCACAGAGUCUGGGAUCUGGAUGGGAUGGAGACUUUUCCCAUGAAACUUCAGAAACAGCAGAAAGACAUUGAAUCCAGAGAUCACCACCUACAACGGGACUGCAAUUUUGAAGUCAUUUAAAAAAAAAACCCUAAUGGUGACUUGUGGAUUAGAUAUAUAUAUAUAUAUAUAUAUAUAUAUAUAUAUAUAUAUAUAUAUAUAUAUAUAUAUAUAUAUAUAUAUAUAAGUAGUUGGCCGAGGUAUACUGUAACUAUGUCUUUCAUUGCACUUUGACAACAAUCAUUUUGCUGGUUAAGGGCAGUGGUUUGUUCAUAUCCUAGCAUUUCUAAUGACAAUAUAUAUUUUUUCUAAAUUGAAAAGGAGCACAAAACGCACUUAUACCAGUAUAUCUACACUUUAAAACGGCAUAAGAAACUCAGGAGUUGUAUGGGUUAGUGCUGUAUGGGUUUGUAAGGAUGAUGUUAGCAGUGCUGGCUUUCUGCUUCUGGUCCCUUGUUUGUUUGUUUGUUUUUUUUGUUUUUUUUCUUAAACCUAAGCAAUUGUUAACAAACAAUUCUGACAUGCACUGAAAUGAUGAAAGAAACGAUUCGGUGGCUACCAUUGGUUAUUUGGCUCUGUUAACUCUCAAUGUCUUGCCUAGUUGAUAAUCCCCAGUAAUUGAUCUUGUAUCCAGAUAUAUGUGUUCAAAUGUAUUGUUACAAAGCUAUUUUUACUAUACGAAGGAAACAUAUGUGUCAGCUAUUAUAACAUUUGCUGCUGGUUUCAGAGUCCAUUUUAACCUUCCUAAAGUUACCUUACGCAAGGUAGAGUAGCGCUAAUCCAGGUCUAUGAAACUAGCCGAUAAAGUGCAGCGGUGUAAUUGGGUGUUCUUUUUAUGUACAUCUGUGUCUGUUUGAGAACAACUGCAGCUAUCGUGCUUAACAAAGCUGGAUCAUUGCAAGCAAAAUAAACUGCUAGCUAUGUUUAAAUAGAAGAAGCUGUUCUUGUUUGUAACAAUACAAAUAGAGAUGUUAGAUGCUGUUGGUAGAGGACUGCUCAUUUAACAUACAGUAUGACGAGGCAUCGGUUUCUAUAUAGGAUCCUGUUAUUUUCUAAUGCAUAUUGCUGUAAAAGAAAAUGGUUUUAUGUUUGUAUUCUUUUAUUUGAGUGUCCAGGUCAGGGUUAGUUGCAUGCAUAGUUGUGGCUGUGUACCAUCAUCACCAGUUUUGAAUCCACAUGUAAUUAAGAGUCUCAUUGUAAGGAAUAGUUGCACAGUUUAAACAGUGCACUGUUUACUUGUGGUCAUCCUGCAACCCCGGUUCCACUCUACUCAUUAAAAUGAUCAGCUUUUCUGUGCUUUUUUUUUCUUUUUAUUAAUUUAUUAUUAUAAAAGUAGUAUAUUCAAAACAAAAAAAAAAAAAAAGAAAAUUGUACUUUUUUUACAUAAUUGUUUUAAAACUAUAACAUAUUGCUACCACAUAACUAAUUAGCGUUUUAGCUUCUAGGCUGGAUUCACAGACCAUGAUCAGCACAAAUCUUGGAUUUCCUUACCUUGUGCCGAUACGCAGUCCAAGAUUAGUACAGACUGGGGUCUUCGAAACCAUCCUAUGUAUUUUUUUAGUGUUUAGCAUAUUGCUGUUUGUAAGGAUAAGUAAUUCAAGGUAGGCUUCAUUUCAGUGCCGUUUACUUUUUAGUCCUAGUUUUGUUUAACUCUGAAUAGGCACUGUUGCUUUAAGGAUAUUCGUCCUUGCACGUGAUUCUCUGGUUCUGUAUCUAGAGGUAGUUCUUUAGCAAUAUAGCCAACAAUUAUGACACUGCUAAUGGUUGAGGGUGCCUUUUGUAUCGCAGGGAGUCUGGCAGUUACCUCAUUUAAAUAAUGGCCUGCAAUAAUGUUGUAUUUCCAUACUAUUGAUUGGUGGCUAUUAUCCUUCUGAAUAGUUAGACCAGGAAUAACUAUCCAGAAAGAAGCCCUGUAGGAAAUUAAUGUCAUUAAAAAAGAUUUGCAAUGGUUUCAGCAAUAGCUGUGAAAUGUUAUUUAGGAGUAACUGUUAAAAGAACCAUCAGUGGUAAUAAAUAUUUAGCAAUAAAACCUUAAUCCAGUGUGGUUAGAAAUGUAAGCCUUUCCUAGAGUUGGAUUGUUAUAGUAAAGCCGUGUUAUAAUGCUAAGAGAUAUCAAAACCUUCUCAAAUUCUCAGAUGUUAGUAUGGAAGAUGAAUAUUAUUGCAUAACUAUAUACUAUACAAAUACACUAUCAAGCCUUACUGUUUAUGUAAUAUAUUUAGCAUUGGGGAGGUCUCUAUUGUACUAGCUGUUACAUAGUGAUUUGGAUUUGCUUUUAAAUGGUGUCUGUAUUCUGAUCUUAUUAUUUGGCUGUCUCAAAAAUGUAAACAGUCAUGUUUUUUUGCAGUGGGCUUAACUGCAAGGGAGCUGCCUGUAUUCUGAUGCAGCGAGUUCACAUAGCAGAGGUGAACUUGAUAUUGUAGUGGCUCGGAUUCACCUUCAUCAUUAAGGCUGAAUGCAGUUCCCACCAUGGAUUUCAAUGGAAAAACAAGCUUAGGGAUAUUUUAAUUGACGUUUAUUAGCAUAAGAACUAGCUGUAAGGUGUAUCAUUAAGUGAUACAGUAACACAUAGAAUACUUACUCAGGUUUCAUGAGUGUAUUUAUAAUACAUUGCCCAUAAUCAGUCCAGUUUUGUGGAUUGCGCAAAGUUGAACAAAAUACACUUCAAGAUGGGAAUCAUGAAACGUGGAGUUGACAAGCUCUUCUAAACUCUACCAGGAAAGCACAGCACAACACAGAUAACAGGGAAACCCAUGCAAACAGGGCAGAACUCAAACCUAGAGGACAGGUUGGGGGGAGCAGCCACACUAACAGCAAUAAUAUUCAGUGUCAAUGGGGUGUAUUGGCUCAUCAUAGCAAUCUGCUUGGGUUUCUAGAACUCCAAAGAAAACUGAGAAGCCUGGGCUAUGCUAUUUUCAAAAAGUGAAACUUAAUCAAAGGUAGGAUUUAAAAACCCAGGGAGUCUGAACAGAAUAUAUUGUAGCAAACCAAGGUGCUAAUACACAUCUGAGUGCAAAGCCCCGGCAUUCGUCACUAUAAAUUUAUUAAUUUGAAUUAUUAAAGAAAGAAGACAGGAGACAAUGAAUGUUGACAAUGGGGUGUGGAAGUAGGAAUGUAAUGCUGGGUAAUGAUGUUUACAAUGGUUAUGUUUCCUUACAUUAUGGUGUAAAGAACAGGAGGAAUAAGUGCUUGGUAUAAGCAGUCUACAAAGAGGCCUGCUGAGUCUAAAGGUCAGUGAAUGUUACUACACAACAGAUACUUAGAGUCUGCAGUCAUCUGUUGAUGAAAAGCUGAAAAUCAUAAAAUGACUUACAAAAAAAAAUGUAUCAGUACAUUACCCAUAAAGAAAAUGCAACAGUAGUGUACAUGUGUGACUAAAGACAAUGUGAUCACGUCAAGGCUUUGGCAUUGCAUGUGCUGUGCUGUGCUGUGCAAUGUAGACAGCGCACUUCUGGAACAAAUCUUCAAGCUGUCUGAUAACUCAAGUGUAUACAUUUAGAAAGGUGUUCUGGUUACACUGUUUGAACUGUGUUGAAGUAUUUAUGUUGCAAAUGUACAAAGGAAAUAUCAAAAUAUAAAUUUUAAAAAUACA